GGGGCGUGGAAGCCAGAGGGUAUCCUGGCUGCAUCUCUGGAGGCUGCAGCUCAGGGGGAAAGGAGAGGAAGGAGCCAAACCCACAGCAAGAGGGACAUGGGUCAGAUUCCGACCACCAGGACUGCAUGGGCUGAGUCCACCUCUGCCUGGAGCCCUCCAGGCAGUGACUGGUAGAUGUCCCGGGAUGGCCCAGGUCUGGCACCAUGCCCGGUCCCUCCGAACUCUAGGCCACAUCCCUGGCCUGCAGAGCAGCCCCUGUUCACUUCGGGGCACACCCCCACCCCACUGCCCACUGCCCCACCAUGGCUGGGGACCGGCUCCCUCGGAAAGUGAUGGAUGCCAGGAAGCUGGCCAGCCUGCUGCGGGGCGGACCUGGGGGACCGCUGGUCAUCGACAGCCGCUCUUUCGUGGAGUACAGCAGUGGGCACGUGCUCAGCUCCGUCAACAUCUGCUGCUCCAAGCUGGUGAAGCGGCGGCUGCAGCAGGGCAAGGUGACCAUCGCCGAGCUCAUCCAGCCAGCCGUGCGCGGCCAGGUGGAGGCUGCAGAGCCGCAGGACGUGGUAGUCUAUGACCAGAGCACACGGGACGCCAGCGUGCUGGCUGCGGACAGCUUCCUCUCCAUCCUGCUCAGCAAGCUGGACGGCUGCUUCGACAGCGUGGCCAUCCUCACGGGGGGCUUUGCCACCUUCUCCUCCUGCUUCCCUGGCCUCUGUGAGGGUAAGCCUGCUGCCCUGCUACCCAUGAGCCUCUCCCAGCCCUGCCUGCCUGUGCCCAGUGUGGGCCUGACCCGCAUCCUGCCUCACCUCUACCUGGGCUCUCAGAAAGAUGUCCUGAACAAGGACCUGAUGACCCAGAACGGAAUAAGCUACGUCCUCAACGCCAGCAACUCUUGCCCCAAGCCGGACUUCAUCUGUGAGAGCCGCUUCAUGCGCAUUCCCAUCAACGACAACUACUGCGAGAAGCUGCUGCCUUGGCUGGACAAGUCCAUCGAGUUCAUCGAUAAAGCUAAGCUGUCCAGCUGCCAAGUCAUUGUCCACUGUCUGGCUGGCAUCUCCCGCUCAGCCACCAUCGCCAUCGCUUACAUCAUGAAGACCAUGGGCAUGUCCUCCGAUGACGCCUACAGGUUCGUGAAGGACCGGCGCCCAUCCAUUUCGCCCAACUUCAACUUCCUGGGCCAGCUGCUGGAGUAUGAGCGCAGCCUGAAGCUGCUGGCUGCCCUGCAGGGUGACGGGGCGCCCCACCCAGGGACGCCCGAGCCCCUCCCGGGCCCUGCCGCCCCACUGCCACCGCUGCCACCACCUACCUCAGAGAGCGCUGCCACCGGGAGCGCGGCGGCCAGUGCAGCCAGGGAGGGCGCGCCCGCCGCCGGCGGGGAGCUGCCCGCGCCUUCCGCGGCCCCCGCCACCAGCGCGCUGCAGCAGGGCCUGCGUGGUCUGCACCUCUCCUCCGACCGCCUCCAGGACACCAACCGCCUGAAGCGCUCCUUCUCACUGGACAUCAAGUCGGCCUACGCCCCCAGCCGGCGGCCCGACGACCCCGGGCCCCCCGACCCUGGGGAGGCCCCCAAGCUCUGCAAACUGGACAGCCCGUCCGGGGGAGCGCUGGGCCUGCCCUCGCCGGGCCCCGACAGCCCGGACGUGGCGCCGGAGACGCGCCCGCGCCUCCGCCGGCGGCCCCGGCCUCCCGCCGGCUCCCCGGCACGCUCCCCGGCGCACGGCCUCGGCCUGAACUUCGGCGAUGCCUCCCGGCAGACUCCGCGGCUCGGCCUCUCGGCCCUGUCGGCACCUGGGCUGCCUGGCCCCGGCCAGCCGGUCGGCCCCGGGAGCUGGGCGCCGCCGCUCGACUCUCCAGGCACGCCGUCGCCCGAUGGGCCCUGGUGCUUCAGCCCGGAGGGCGCGCAGGGCGCGGGCGGCGCGCGGUUUGCACCCUUCGGCCGGGCAGGCGCGCAGGGCGCGGGGGGCGGCGACCUGCGGCGGCGGGAGACGGCCAGGGCCGAGGCCCGGGACGCGCGGACCGGCUGGCCGGAUGAAACGGCGGCCCCGGAGACGCAGUUCAAGCGCCGAAGCUGCCAGAUGGAGUUCGAGGAGGGCAUGGUGGAGGGGCGCGCGCGCGGCGAGGAGCUGGCUGCCUUGGGAAAGCAGGCCAGCUUCUCGGGCAGCGUGGAGGUCAUCGAGGUGUCCUGACGGCGGCCGGGGACCCAGCGCCCGGCGCUCCGCUGCCCUCGGCUCCCUGGUCUGGGCGACGAGCCGCCGGGCCCACUAUAAAUAUAUAUUAUAUAUAAUGCAAAGAAAGGUAAAUGGUUUUACUGCGAUUUUUUAUCGAGAAGUAAAUAUUUCGAUUUUUUAUUUAUUUAAGCUGUUCAUUCUGGCAAUGAUUUGGCAACAGUGCGGGCGGUCCUCGGAGCUCUAUUUUUACUGUCUGGUAUUUAAACUGAAACACACGUUUCUAAGCAAUAUGAGGCCACCUUCAGUCCCAAGCUGGGGUGCCAGGCCUGGGGUCCCCUCCCCGCCCCCCCCCCCC
Messenger RNA from Zalophus californianus (California sea lion), 2520 nucleotides. It is a transcript of the gene DUSP8, whose product is annotated as dual specificity phosphatase 8. The record is from RefSeq and is a predicted model, not a curated record. The coding region runs from base 303 to 2183 and encodes 626 amino acids. Lineage: Eukaryota; Metazoa; Chordata; Mammalia; Carnivora; Otariidae. The transcript is spliced from 7 exons. Gene Ontology annotation, molecular function: protein tyrosine/threonine phosphatase activity; MAP kinase tyrosine/serine/threonine phosphatase activity. Gene Ontology annotation, biological process: negative regulation of MAPK cascade; protein dephosphorylation. Gene Ontology annotation, cellular component: cytoplasm.